This is a messenger RNA of Echinococcus granulosus, 906 nucleotides long. RefSeq names its product Dehydrodolichyl diphosphate synthase. The transcript has 4 exons. Gene Ontology annotation, molecular function: ditrans,polycis-polyprenyl diphosphate synthase [(2E,6E)-farnesyl diphosphate specific] activity. The record is from RefSeq and is a predicted model, not a curated record. Gene Ontology annotation, biological process: polyprenol biosynthetic process. Gene Ontology annotation, cellular component: endoplasmic reticulum. The coding region runs from base 1 to 906 and encodes 301 amino acids. NCBI's taxonomy places the organism in Eukaryota, Metazoa, Platyhelminthes, Cestoda, Cyclophyllidea, Taeniidae.
AUGCCUUGGAUAAACCAGGAGUAUAAGUACUCAUGUUUUCAGAAAUUGGCAAUGAGUGUCUUAAAACAGGGUGUCAUCCCCAGUCACGUUUCUUUUAUAAUGGAUGGCAAUCGUAGGCAUGCAACUGCCCAGGGUCUCCAGAAAACGGAAGGGCACAAGCAAGGGUUUUCGAAAUUGUCCGAAGUAAGCGCUGUUGUCAUAUUCAUCACUAAGGUGCUCCGUUGGUGUUAUGAUUUCGGGAUAAAGGAAGUGUCUGUCUAUGCUUUUAGCAUCGAAAACUUUAAGAGAUCUGAACGUGAGGUCUCAUUUUUAAUGGAUCUCGCAUUGGUGAAACUCAAUGAUCUCGUUCAAAAGAAGGCCACACUAAACAUACUGAUGCCUUACACCACUCGCGACGAAAUAACGUCGGCGUUGAACGCCAUUCGCCGUGGAGUGCAGGCGGGGAUUUUAGAAGAAGAGGACAUAUCGCCGGAGGUGAUCGAUCGGAGCAGCCAGUUGCGAGGCUGUCGGCCGCUGGACCUGUUGGUGCGCACCUCGGGUGAGGUACGACUGAGCGAUUUCAUGCUGUGGCAGGCCUCGCGCUCUGCAGCCCUCUUCUCCUUCUUCGAGGUCAACUGGCCUACUUUCUCUUUUUGGCAUCUCACCAUUGCCAUUCUCCACUUUCAACUCAAUCGUGUCGCCCUCCUACCACUUCCCGAGGCGGUGCGAUGCCAUUUGAGUGGAUUAGACCCACACAACACAGUCAACGGCCACAGUGGCAUUCAUCAGCCUGUCACAAUCGACGUGGUUGAGGAAGAGAAUCGUAAGCGCCGAUUGGAGAAAUUUUAUGCGAAGUUGGAAAAGGAAUACAUGGACGAGCUCUUCGAAAUGGCUAGCCUGCCUGAGGCAGACGAAACAGCUGCUUAG